Messenger RNA from Tribolium castaneum (red flour beetle), 1483 nucleotides. It is a transcript of the gene Uba3, whose product is annotated as Ubiquitin-like activating enzyme 3. Gene Ontology annotation, biological process: protein neddylation. Gene Ontology annotation, cellular component: nucleus; cytoplasm. The transcript has 2 exons. The record is from RefSeq and is a predicted model, not a curated record. Bases 120 to 1445 code for a protein of 441 amino acids. Gene Ontology annotation, molecular function: NEDD8 activating enzyme activity. NCBI's taxonomy places the organism in Eukaryota, Metazoa, Arthropoda, Insecta, Coleoptera, Tenebrionidae.
UAAUUAGUACGUAAUUAAAAUUCCUGCCUUUGUGCCUGGCUUUUUGCGUGAAAUAACUAAACGAGUUGGCGCGUUAGUCACUUCCUUUCUGACAGUUCCAAUUUUAAAAACGGUUAAAAAUGAGCGAAACGCAAGAACAGAAGCGCUGGGGGCACCUGCGCAAGGUGCUGGAGCGUCCGGGCCCCUUUUGCCACCCGGAGUUCGAGCCGUCACCCGAAAUCAUGGAUUUUAUCGUAACCUCCUGCAAGGUGCUUGUCGUGGGGGCCGGGGGCCUGGGCUGCGAACUGUUGAAGGACUUGGCUUUGAUGGGGUUCAAGCAGAUCCACGUCAUCGACAUGGACACGAUCGACUUGUCGAAUUUGAACCGCCAGUUUCUGUUCAGACAGAAGGACAUUGGGCAGUCCAAGGCCAAAGUGGCGGCGGCUUUCAUCAACAAGCGCGUGCCUGGGUGCCAGGUGACGCCCCAUUUUUGCAAAAUACAAGACUACGAUGAGAGUUUUUAUCGGAGUUUUCACAUUAUGGUGUGCGGGUUGGACUCGAUCGUGGCCAGGAGGUGGAUUAAUGGCAUGAUUUUGUCGCUCUUGAGCUACGAGGAUGGGGUGCUGGAUAAUUCGACCAUUAUUCCAUUGGUGGAUGGAGGUACUGAGGGUUUUAAGGGCAACGCCCGCGUCAUAGUCCCUGGCAACAACGCCUGUGUUGAGUGCACCCUUGACUUGUACCCCCCUCAGAUCACCUACCCUUUGUGCACAAUCGCCAACACACCCCGCCUGCCUGAACACUGCAUUGAAUACGUAAAGGUGGUUUUGUGGCCCAAGGAGAACCCCUUUAAUGCGCCCCUGGACGGAGACGACUCCCAGCACAUUGGCUGGGUUUACGAAAAGUCCCUGGAAAGGGCGUCCCAGUUCAAUAUCCCUGGAGUGACUUACCGCCUUGUUCAAGGCGUCGUAAAGCACAUUAUUCCAGCAGUGGCGUCAACUAACGCCGUUAUUGCCGGAGUUUGCGCCACAGAAGUGUUUAAAAUCGCAACGAGUUGUUGUCUACCGUUGAAUAAUUACAUGGUUUUCAAUGACGUGGACGGGAUUUACACUUACACUUACGCAGCGGAACGGAGGGACAAUUGUGUGGUUUGCUCCCAAGUGCCGCAAACUCUACCGAUUGAGGAUCCGAGUAAAGUCAAGCUGAAGGAUUUGAUUAAAAUCCUGUGUGAGGAUGAGAUGUUUCAAAUGAAAAAUCCAGGUUUAACCACGGUUAUUGAUGGGAAAAAUAAGACUUUGUACAUUUCCACGAUUAAGAGUAUAGAGGAGAGGACCAGGGAUAAUUUAAAUAAGACUUUAGUUGAGUUGGGGCUUAAGGAUGGCAUGGAUAUCAUGGUCGCAGAUGCUACGUCUCCCAUGACGUUGGUUUUCACACUUAAGUUUGCAACGAGCGAUGUUGAGAUGAAGUAAUUGUGUUAUUUAUUUUUAAUAAAGAAAAUUACAAACUG